AUGACAACUCCGGAUUCGGAUAGUAUUGCCGAUCCGUUCGGCGGUUCUGAUCCACCAUCAGCACCACUUACAUUUCGUGCACCGCCCGUCUCAAACUGUGCCAAGUCGAUAAUCGAUCGGAAGCUACGGAAGUAUGCAUCAGAAACAUCGUUUGCAACCGAAACUGCAAGUGAAUCAAGUCUCGAAAGAGAAGUUCCAAGUAGAUCGAGAGUGUUCACAGUGAAACCGGUUGGAACACGUACACCUGGUGGGAUUGUUCUGACCAACGGUGCUAGUAAUAAUAACAAUUCAAACAACGGAGGAGUUCAUCGUAGUAGAAGACGACAUGAUUCGGAUGCCAGUGGAUCUGCCAACUCGGAAGCUACGGUGGCAUCUGGAGCCAACACACCCAGAAGAUGUCACUUCAGAAGGCCAAAGUCAACUAGUGAGAUGCAUCAAUCGUGUACAUCAGCUACUAUUCAUUCCUUGGAAAGUCAUCAUAAUGAGGAGAGAAGGGCUAGCCAUGUCUAUAUGAUCGACGAUGAUUCAGUUCAUGAAUUUGAAGAUGAUGAUGACAUUCGAACACCAGAUGAGACUUCUGUGGAGGGGAAAACGGAGUAUAUACUAGAAAAGAGACAUUCAGAAAACCCAGAAAAAACUGUGUAUUUUUGUAUAUUCUUUUUUACAGAUGAAUAUGAUAAUGUGACCUUGAUGUAUGCGAAACACGAGAAGAUUCCGAUGAAGGACUUUGGCUCCGAGAUUCGAGCAACAAUGGACAUUGACCAUUUGUUGAAUAAGGCGGUACUCCUUCUCGAUCUUCAGGAGACAAGCCUCGAGGAGAUUUUUGCCAAAAUAAUUCAUGAGAUGGAUAUCCAAGAACCCGAGUUUACGAGCGAACAAGUCAGAAGUGUUCUCUUCACACAGGACGCUGGAAAUCAAUUUCACAUCCUCUCCCGAACAGUACAAUCGAUCUGUACAACUGGAUCUGUCGGAGGAAGUUUCGAUUACGAUCAAACGUGGAUUUGUGCUCUAUGCAUGCUGAAUACAGUUCAGCAUCGCCACGUGGCAAUCGCUCGUCUUUCGCAUCCAACGAAUUUGGGAAGGACAAUGCAAGAUCUUCGAUUCAUUAUCAUCGUGAUUGCACCUAGUAGAGCGAAAGGAACAAAAACUGCGCUGGAAACCACCCGAACAUUCGCCACUCUCUUCGCUGAUAUGGAAAUCCGACAGAGAUUAGUGAUGGCUCAAAGUGUCGAACAAUUCCGUUCUACUCUAUUAUCAGCCGCUAAAGAACUGGCAAUGGAUCAAAAUCAAUGGAGGGAAAGGAAAUCUUCUAUUCAUUUGAGUCAUGCCAAGGAGCAAAUUUUUGGUCCAGAAGCGUGGUAUCCAUUCCGAGGCCUAAAAGACGAAUUCAAACGACGUCUUGCAAUCUAUCCAUCCGAUUAUCUCGAUGGAAUCCGGGGUCAUAAAACUGUUCAAAAACUCUUCUCAACGGUGGUAUUCUUGUAUUUUGCGUGUCUUCUUCCAGCAAUUGCAUUCGGUGUGCUCAAUGAUGAUAAUACAAAAGGAGCUAUUAAUGUACGGAAAGUGAUUAUUGCUCAAGCGAUCGGCGGUAUUUUCUUUUCUCUAUUCGGCGGUCAACCUAUGAUUAUAUUGCUUACAACAGUGCCUUUAGCGAUUUAUAUAAAAGUGAUAUACAAAAUAUCUCAAGAACUCGGAUAUGACUUUCUGGCAAUGUAUGCGUGCGUCGGUCUGUUUUGUCAAUUGUUCUUGAUACUCUACUCGGCGACUGAGUUGUGCAGUUUGAUGAAAUUUGCAACAAGGUCUGCCGAGGAAAUGUUUUCACUCUUCAUUGCAAUUGCAUUUACGGUCGAAUCAAUACGGGCAAUACACAACAGUUUCAAAAAGAACUACAACGAUUGUGACACGUCUGCGAUAUCUAUGAAAGCGGCUCGAACAGCACUGGACGCAUUUCAAAACGGGACAACGAAUACAGAUAGCAUCGUUGGCAAUAUCACGAGCAGUAUGAGCAUCGGAGAUACGGGAAGUCUCUGUAGAAGAGACACGUCCAUUCUCUAUAUGCUUCUGAUGUUCGGAACUCUUUGGCUAGGAUUAUUCUUGUAUAACUUCCGAAAGACACCAUAUUUGACUAGAUCGAGACGAGAGUGGUUGGCUGAUUAUGCACUUCCAGCGUCGGUUCUGAUCAUGUCGUUCACCGGAUCUUAUGCGUUCUCCGAUAUUGAAAGUGAGUUUCUUUCUCCAAUGAUUCUAGAAGUUCUAAUGAUUAAAUGUGUUUUAGAAGACCGAUUCAACCUCCGUUUUGAAUUCCCACUGAUCCAAAUGGCUGAUAUCUUCUCUCUACCACCAUCCGGAUAUUUUGUGUGCCUUCUUCUCGGAUUCUCCUUAUCCUUCCUGUUCUUCAUCGAUCAAAACAUCACAUCAGCAAUCGUGAACAACAAUCAAAAUAAGCUGAAAAAGGGAACAUCACAUAACCUGGACCUCUUUGUUGUCGCUCUUCUAAAUAUGUUCUUAUCAGUUUUUGGUCUUCCAUGGAUGCACGGAGCUCUUCCUCACUCGCCACUUCAUCUCAGAGCUUUGGCAGAUGUUGAAGAAAGAGUUUCUCAAGGACAUGUUCAUGAAGUAAUCAUGAAUGUCCGUGAGACUCGUCUGGCUUCUCUCAUCGCCCAUGUCAUGAUCCUUGUCUCAAUGUUCUUCCUGAUUCCGUAUCCCCUUCAACUCAUCCCAACGUCGGUUCUUCAUGGUCUUUUCCUGUAUAUGGCUCUGACCUCGCUGUCCGGAAACGAGAUGUUUGAACGGUUACUUCUUCUGAUCACAGAGCAACAAGCCUACCCGCCCACUCAUUACAUUCGAAAAGUUCCACAACGAAAAGUGCACUUAUUCACUGCCUGCCAACUCCUCCAGCUCAUCAUUCUAUGUGCUUUCGGUUUCUCACCUUACCCAUUCAUUGAGAUGGUCUUCCCAAUUGUGUGCUUCUUCUUCCUUCCAAUACGACACACAUUGAUCCCCCGUCUAAUUGAUUACAAGUACCUUGAUGCUCUGGAUGGACGUCAUUAG
Messenger RNA from Caenorhabditis briggsae, 3051 nucleotides. RefSeq names its product Protein CBR-ABTS-3 (gene Cbr-abts-3). Gene Ontology annotation, cellular component: basolateral plasma membrane; plasma membrane. Gene Ontology annotation, biological process: monoatomic anion transport; monoatomic ion homeostasis; transmembrane transport. Lineage: Eukaryota; Metazoa; Nematoda; Chromadorea; Rhabditida; Rhabditidae. Gene Ontology annotation, molecular function: solute:inorganic anion antiporter activity. The record is from RefSeq and is a predicted model, not a curated record. The transcript is spliced from 15 exons. The coding region runs from base 1 to 3051 and encodes 1016 amino acids.